GAGUAAACUUAUACAAUUUUAAAAUCCAACGGUGUUAGAGAAAAUUGAAAUAUCCAAUUUCGCUAUGUGCAUAUGAAACACAUUUCGCAACUACCGCAUAAAUCAUACUUAACAAUAGCCUACAUUUGCAUUUGAAUAUUACGCCAGAAUUUUUCUUGUAAAAACACGCAAAAUGCCAAAGCAGUAUCAUUAAAUUCAACAAAUAUAUUUUACCAUAGUCGUACAUUUAUUUCAUGUCUAAAUGCAAAUAAACUAAUCUCAGCACAAGUGCAAAGUAAACCAAACGGCAAUUAAAAUGACAAACAAACAGAACAAAAGAGAAAAACAAAAAUGUAAAAAGAAUAAUAUGAAAGGUCCAUUAAAAUAUCAAAAUUGAUGAAAAAGCUAAAAUAUUUACAUUCGACUGAAGUGUUUACCUUUAGUUUAUGUGAGUGCUUUACAACUGAGAAAAAUAAAAUAAACUAUAAAAGCAAGUGCAAGCAAAUAGCAAUGAUGCAAAACAAAAAGGCCAAGAAAAUUAAAAAAAUAUUAAUAUGCAAACAUAUAAAUCAAAGCACAUCAAACAAUGCAGAAAUCAGUGCAAACAAACAGCAAAUCGAUAUAUGCAGCAAAAUAAUUUUUGCAUAGAAAUCAACUACUCUUCGCUGCGUGUGAAAGGAAAUUUAUUGAACAUAAAAAAGCCUACAAAAAAUCAGUAGUGAUUUAGAAUGAAAAAGUGGCUACGCAUUAAUAAAAGAAAAGUACCACAAAUCAAAUGAAAUCAACUAAUUCAAAAAUAUAAAAUUGUACAUAAUCACAAUCAAGAGUGAUUGGCAAUUAUUAAACAAAAAUAAUGUGAAAUAUGAAUGUGAAAGUAAGUCUGAAUUGUGAGUGAAAAAUUUCGAAAUUUACCGAAACAAAAUACACAUAGUGGCGUGUAUUCAUUUAAAGAAUAAAUAUAUAUAAAAAAAACAUAUCUACUACACAGCAUUGUACGUACGCCAUGGCGUAUGAGUAAUUUAAUAUUUCAAAUUCAGCGAAAAAGCGGCGUAACGGACACGCGAGCAUAUGAAAAAUGUAACUCAUUGCUGUCGCAAAUUUAUAUUUUAUUUGCAAAUUUAAGUGAUGCGCAUUUCUGUGACCAUACAGUUAGUUUGACAAUCAGGCAGACAGGCAGUUGUACAACUUGUCGGAGGCUGUGACUAGCGCAUUGUAAUUGGCGCACGAGUUGAAAAUGUAAAUGCGAAAAAGUUGUUUGCUAAACACUCCAGCAAUGGACGCUAAAUUGGAUUCCCGUCAAGGACAAUUUCCGGCUUCCUUUCCGGACACAUUCAAGGAUUUCUUUGCCGUUAUGAGCGAAGACGAAGAUCAUCUCGAUUUGUUCUCUAAUUUGUUAGAAGAUAAGGUGAUACCGCAUCACAACAAUGCCAGCCACAGCACAGCGGGCAAUAGCAACAGCAACCGAUUCAUGCAACGUCGACACGGCGGCAGCCUCCGCUGUCCCACACACCCACAAAGUGCCAGCGGCGAGGGCGCUCACCACUCAGUCGGCCGCUCCAGCUCAUUUCGCGUACAUCGACCGCGCAACCCGGCGGCCACAUAUGGUGGUGGUGUUGGCGGCGGCAUAAGUAGUAGUAGCAGCAUUAUCACAUUGAAUAGCAUCGGACAGAGUGGCGGUCAUAGCAUUGGCAGUGGACACAGCACUGGCAGUGGCAGCAGUGGUGGCGGCAGCAGCGGCAGCGGCAAUGGCAAUGGCAACCUAUUUUGCAAGCACAUCAAAUACUGCUGUCUACAUCAGCAACAUUCACAAUUGCCCACCAUAGCGGGAACUACACCGCCUCAACAUCACCAUCAUCCCCUCCAGCAGCAGCAACAGCAGGCACAGCCACAACAACAGCAGCCAACACAACCGAAAUCACCGCAUAAACACCGUUUGGCACAACAAUCAGCGCAAAUGCAAACAAAAUCCGCAGUGACUGUGCCGACGGCUGCUGCAGCAGCUGGUCACUACCUACAACAACACGUACAUCAGUAUCAGCCUACAGGCGCGGCGUAUGCGUCGGAUUAUAGCAAUGAGAUUAGUGGCAGUGUGCGCAUGGGACCCGACGGCGAGGACAACAGUGGUGGCGAUGGCAGCAAGGAUCGUCAACAGCAUUUGUAUGGUGGGCAACAUAUGCAUCAGCAACAGCAGCAUCACCAUCAGCAACAACAACAGCGUGCGGCGGCGUUGCAAAAACGGCAUUCGGUGAUAUUGGAAAGAGCAUUCGAUUUUGAUGCCAGCUGUGAGGAAAGUGAUACAAUAAGCACCACCUCCUCUACACCCACACCGGCUGAAUUGCCUUCGUUGCCACCACCGCCAAGCACCACGACCACUGUACUGAAGCCAAUCCUAAAGAAACCGACAACAGCUGUGCCACAAUAUCAGCAAAUGCACGCACAACAACAGCAGCAACAACAACAACAUCUGCAGCAGCAUCCAAGCCAGCAUCAACAGCAAAUGCAACUAAAUGCAUUAAAGUCCACAGGGCCAGCAACAGCAAAUGCCGCCACCGCCCAAACAAACGUCUGUUGCAAAGACCAAAUGCUGCCACACCGCGCGCUCCCCCAGCCACCGAAAGGACGAGGCUUCGGCGCCUACCACACCAAAGAGGCCGUACUGCACCGUGUGCAACAACAGAGCGGCCUACUUUCCGGCAGUCGCACAAAUCUCAACACGCUAAGUGGCAUGUUAGGAUCAGCGAUAAAUCUCGCCGGCAUUGGAGGCGGCCUCUGUGCGAACGCUAACUCGGGCAUUGGCAAUAAUGCAGCGGCGGCUGGUGCGCCCAUCGAGAUGUCGUGCGGAGGUGUUGUGGGCGAUUGUGUUGGCAACAGUAUGGGCGGUGAGUUGCGCUACAGCAACAGUAAUUACAACUUUGAUGCGACGACAGUUAAACCAGCAGGCCCGGCUGACGUGGACGCUGAGCUUAAAAUGGCGCUUGCGGGUACACCACCUUGUUGUGUGGCCAAUCCGACUGCGCCACCCACCACCAUGGCCAGCACUAACACAGGCAACACUGCCGCUAAUGUAACCAAUAACUUGUUGUACAUGGACCUGCAUACGGCACACCCGAAAACUUCGACGUCAGUAAAUAAAUUCAGCGAUCUAUUAAAUGCUACUAGCGCAAGUUUUGUCAACGCCGUCGCAGCGCCGGCUAUUAGCGCGAACGCUAACAACAGCAACAGCAAUCAUAAUGGUGCCAUAGCUGCUGCGGUCACAUUGGGCAACACUGGUCGCAAUAGUGCCAGCACCAAGCGUGUGCAAAAAUCACCAUUACUCACCAGACGUCGUUCCUCAUCCAUCGUUACAAAUCUAUUGGCUUCCGAUGUUAGUUAUAAUCGCGGUGAGGGUACAACUCUAGCAGAUAUUACAAAUUUGAGAAAUCAUCAUGCAACAACAACAGAUGGCAGCACAAUAAAUUUAGCGCACAGUGCAACACGCGACCGCAUCACUUUGGCAAAAUCACCAGUGAGCGGCAAACCAGCACGCCUGCCCUCACUGCACUCCAUGGGCAUCGACAGUGGCGGAAGUGGUAGCGGCAGCGGCAGUGGUAGCAGUGCCGGUGUGCUCACCUUUCAACAAGCCAUGUCUGGUGCGGUCUCCCCACAGUACUCUUCGGCCACACCGCUACUGUUUGGUGGCGGCGGCGGCGUUGCAGGUAUGGGUGGCAGUAUAGCCACAAAUAUGGAUUUGCUAUGUGGCUCAUCGUCGGCCCUCGCUUCGGUGUUGGAAGACACUGCAACAAGUGCUGGUGAAAUGGUCAGUGACAUACUGCGGACUGGUGAUUCGCCAACCAUGAACCAUCAGCAUAACAACGGCGGUAACGGUAACGGCAACGGCAACGGCAACAAUAACAAGAAUAACGGCUUGAAUGAUAGCCACUAUGAGCUAGAUGUAAUCGAAAGCGGCAUUGGAAGCGUGGGCGCAGUCGUCAAUGUGGGCACAAGCGGUGUGCAUCGUGCCGCCUCCAAUAUAUUACACAGCAGUUCAGCGACCAUUGCACAGCUGCAGGGCAGUCGACAGCGUCAACGGAUGCGCACCUCGAGUAUGCCAGCUGAAAGUAGAAAGCCACGUCUCGCCGAUACGCGACGUGCAGCAAUACAUUGUGCCGACCUCGAUUUGGAAUAUUAUCGCCUGCGGAGUUUCAGCAUCACGUCGCAUGGUGUAUGCAAUUUGGGUGAUUCCCUGCGCCGCCGAUCACGUUCAAUAAACUCGGUUACGUCGACGGGCACUUCCAACAGCGGCAAGGAGCACCGGAACAACAGCAAUGCAUCACAUAUAUCCGGUGACAAUAUUUUCGAGUCUACGGAGAAACAGGAUGUAGGCAAAGUGCCGAUACCCGCCUAUAAAAUAGCAAUGCUUGGCGCUUCGGGUGUUGGCAAAACAACAUUAACCUAUCAAUUCACAACAUCCGAUUAUAUUUGUGCCUACGACUUGAGUUUGGACGACGAUUACGGUCAAAAGACAGUGUCUGUGCUUGUUGAUGGCAUCGAAACGGACUUGGAAAUUAUCGAUCAUCCUGCCUGUGAAAUGUCGACGGAAGCUUUUUGUUCGACUUACAACAUCGAUUUAUUUGUUGUUGUAUACUCGGUCGUAGAUCGCAAUUCCUUCAAGGCAGCCGAGAAGGUUUUACAAUAUUUGAAAGAACACGAAAUGUUGCUGACACGUGGCGCUAUUUUAGUUGGCAAUAAAACGGAUUUAGAGCGACAUCGUGAGGUUAAUCGGCAAGCUGGUCGAAAAUUGGCUAAAGAGAUUUGCUGUAAAUUUAUUGAAACCUCAUCUGGACUCGAUCACAACGUUAACGAGCUUCUCGUCGGCAUUGUCGCGCAGUCCAAACUGAAUCCACAGCGUAUACGUAACCUCAACGAGCGCGAUCGUCAACGUCUCAGUUUGCAGAGUGCAAUACAAAAGCACCGGCACAUGCACAUAGCGCCACGACGUAUGGUUCGACAGGUAUCCAUGUAUCAUGCCGACGAUGAUGAAGAUGAUGAUGCAGUCGACAAUGAGAACAACGCGGGAAACCGAGCUGGUGUUAGUGCCAACACCGCCGACAACAUUGAUGAAAACCAGCCGGUCGUUGAUGAAGGCAUCGGUACUGGCAGCGAACGCACCGUCAGCACGAGCCUCUCUUCAACGGGAAUGGGUAUCAAACUGGCAACCACGAAGAACCAUGUACAGCGCACAAACAAGCGUACGCUCAAUCUGGAAAGUAUUCUCAAGAUGGGUGAGAGUGAGUUAGAAGAUGAAGAUGAAGCGAUACAACGUCAACCGACACUUGUAAAACAACAGCAACAAACGCGUCCACUAAGUAAAUUCGAUUUGCUGCUAGCUGGAGGCAAGAAUAGUUUAAACGCAUCGCCAAAAAAUCGUCGAUUUUACGGUAGUGGCGCGGUGAGUGGUGCCAUCGGCGCAUUUACGGGGGGCAGACGAUGUGUCAGCGAUGGUUCAACAAGUGACAACUACACGGAGAGCAAUGAUCAGCUAUUGGACGAAGGUAAUCGGAAGACCGUGUCCAAAUUAACGAAUCGUACGAAAGUCUUCCUCUCUUCGGUGCUGAAGUUCAAGAAGGCGGUAAAUAUGCGUCGAAGAAACUCUUCGAGUUGUAGUGAUCUAUUCGUUAUAUAAGAGUAAAAGAAAUAAGGUAGGACAGAGAAUGAUUGUUGAAAAAGUAGUGCUUCAAUGAUAUUUAGUAACCGGAUAUAUUUUUUAUAUAUCUUAAGGCAUUAUGUCAUUUUUUAUUUAGCCAAGUCACGAAGAUUAUCCAUCAAAAAAUCAAUACCCAAAUAAAAAAUUACAAUUGAGGCACCCAAAGUAAUAUUGCUUCGCAAUUAGUUUGUUAAUCUAUGUGAUUGCUUAACUUCUGUUCUUUUAAAAGGAUCGCAAGCUAGGCUUAAAAAUGAAGUAGGUAAAAAGAUCUGAAACCGUACCUUCACAUAUAAAUCACGUCUUCAUAAUAAUAAUUUCAAAUGACUUUUAGAUUAUAUAUGUAGGUGUAAUAUGUGCUCAAAACGUAUAAUCUUCAACUUUUUCACUGAAGAAUUCUCAGCUAUAUGCAUUAACGCAACCAAAAACGUUAACCUUUGUAAGGGACAUACCUAGUGUGACAUCAUAAAAAAGGCGAUUUUUAGGUUGUAAUAUGUAUACAUAUUUUAAGAAUAAACAGUAAAAAAGAAGAAGGUUUAAUAUUAUUGGAACUACACACGAUCUCGGACGGCGCAAAUACAGGGUCCACAGUGCCGUAAAUCCGGCCUUCUCCGUGGAUGAAACCUAAAACGAUUUUUUUUUUCUAGAAAAUAUUAUCCGUACAAUAACCUACUGUCGAAAAAAAUCAAAAAUUUACAAAAUUAGCGAAAGUGGAUCUGACAAAAAAAACAAAACGAAAAUUAUACUCAAGUCAAAAAUGUCUGGUGGCAAAAUGACGGUAUAGAAGUUGGAUUUUUUAUUAUACAAAAUAUGGAAAAGAACAUUUAUAGUGUAUAUGUAUAUGUAGUAUCCGAUGAUUUUUUUCCGAGUAAAGACUAUCAGAUAAACUGAUAGGGGUCAUUGAACUAAGCGGAUACACUUUAGAGGGCUGUAACUAAAAAGAUUAGGUUUUACUGGCUGUCUGUCACGCCAUCCUUACGUACCAGUCGUUAAUAAGAUGUAGAUGUGCUCCUUAUGGCGAUAUACCUUCUGAAUUUCAUGAAGAGUGUAUAAGUAAUAUCGCAAUUCUAGACGUCACAUAUAUGUAUUCAUUCAAUGUUACACUUAUCUGCCCUUCCAUCGACCAUCUCCCAAAACAACUUUAGACUUACUUAUAAACUUCCCAAGCCACUUUGUAAAAUAGAAAACAAGUUACCGGUUGGUAUGUGAUUCACCUCAAGAGCUUUGACUGUUAUCACCCGGCGAAAUGAAAACUUCUGGAUACUGACCAGAACUAACGAACAGUAUAGAGACAGUGAACUGAUUUAGGAAAUUCUCAUAACCUAGAAGUAGUAAAACCUGGUUAUGGUCAACAAAAAAAGAAAUAGGUGACAGCUGAGGGCAGUUACACUACUACAGAUAUAGGAGAUUAUAAAGAACUUUCCAAAAAAAUAGAUUUUCUAAAUUAUAACAGAUUGUGAGCCACACAAAGGCAAAGAAAGAAAAAACGAGCCAGAUCAUUGGUACAAGAAAAUGAAAAUUAAAAAUCCUGGAUAUAUAAAUUUCUGAGUACAUUAUUUAGAAGCCAGCCAAUAGUUCUACGAAAGUGAAUCUUGAAAAAAAAAACAAGAAUUAUACUCAAGCAAAAAAUAUCUCUUGUCUAUAAAUUUUUGAAUUGCGAAUAAACUAACCUGAAAGUAAAAUGUAAAGCAACGAAUUGUAAUGUUUAGUAUACUAGUAAUGGUAAUGAAAAGAAAAUUUUUAGGAAUUUGAAACAGGGAUUGCAUAUCAAACACACAUAUUUUAUCAGUAACUACAAGUUUAAAGAUAUACAAUUUUAUAAUCAUUAUGACUGAAGCAUUGAAGGCAGCGAAUAAGACAGGAAAAUAAUAAUCAGUACAUAUAUUUUAUUUUAAAAUACAAUAUUUAUAAAGAUCGCAUUUGAACCAGUAUCACAACUAUAAUAGAAACACUGACUAGAUACCUUGACUACCACAAUAUAAUAUUAAAAAAGUUAUUUAUCAAGUACCAAUAAAGCGAUAAAUAUCUACAGAAAAUACUAGUUUACGACGAACUCACUAUGAGAAAGCGAUUUGGGAAAUCUACAGAUUAAAUUAACUAUACUUAUGAAAGCAAAUUGAUAAUCUAAGCACACAUAUACAUAUAACUAAAAUAGAUAUUUGGCAUUCAAUUUAACAAAAAAUAUGUCAUAGUCAGCAGUAUACGAACACGAAGAUUUUUUGAAAUGCAAAUUUUGACGAAAUGAAAAUCGAAUAGAACAAGCAGACAGUUAGAAUGGGUUAUGAUACAAAUUUAAAAAUAACUACAUUUUAUAGCAAACAAAUAACGGUAAUUAGCUAACCAGUAAGCAUAAUAAGCGGAUAUACAAAAUUUAAAAUGAAACCCAAUAAUUUCAUACUGUUUGUAUAUACAAUUUGUACAUUUCAUACUUUCCUAAAACUUAAUACUUUUUCCUCAAAAAAAAACCAAAAAUAAAUAUAAAUUGUAUAUAGGUAUAUAUUAUAUAUAUGUAUUAGGAUGGAGCGAAAAAACAAUUUUUUUUUUGCUUAGCCUGAGAGUAAAGACUGUAGAUUAUAAAAGAAGAAAACUUUUUCACAAAAACCAAUUUUUUUAACAUCUAGAGGCGGCCAACUCAGAUUUAAAGUAAAUUUCAAGUUCAAAUUUUUUUUGGACAAGAAUAAACUAUUUUUGGUUUAAACUCUUUACAUUUAUAUAGAAAUUACCUAAUGUGACGGUUUUUGACUCAAAAUUUAUUUUAACGUUUAAGGAAAGCAUGUUGUCAUUUAAGAAUUUUUUUCAAAACUCCAAUAAUCACCACAAAUUUUUUUUUUAAGUUGAUAAUUUUAAGUCGGCCAGAAAGAGGACUCUACACAGCUUCUGGAACACUUAUCAAAAAAUUUUUAGGAAAUAAAAAUUUUAAUUCGAAAAUUUACUUUAAAACUGAGCCGCCUCAAGAUGUUAAAAAAAAAUUUUUUUUUGUCCAAGAGUUUCCAUUUUUGAUAAUCUACAGACUUUACCCUAAGCUAAGCAGAAACAAAAAAAAAAUUUCCGCUCCACCCUAAUCUAUAUAUAUGAAAAUACAGAAGUAAGCAUAUGUUAUAACAAAUAAUCACAAAUUAACAACAAAUAAAUCACAGGAGACUGACAAUGUAUCAAAAGUUAUGAAUAAUAGUACAUAAUAAGCUGCGUUUAUAAAAGGCAUUAAGCUAAAAGUAUUUUUAAAUUAUUUCAAUAUUAAUAAUGCAAAUUAAAUCAAAUGAUGAAUCAAAUUAUAUUUUAUAAUAAGAAAUUGUAAUGUGCACAUGUACUAGUAUACAGUUUACAAAAACGAGUUUGAUUAAUUUUCCAAUUGUAAUUUAUAACUGUAUAACAUUUACAUAGAAGAAUUUAUAUCUGUUAUUCUAUAUUUUGUUUUCAAAAUUUUUUUAACACAGCAUACUUAAUGAAAUAAUAUGGGGUUAUAUCCAAUUCGAAGUCAGAAAUAAUGUGUUGUUGUGAACUUUUUCCAAAGAGACUUAUUUAAUAAAUAUAUCAAAAAAAAGUACAUUAUCAGAAUUUAAUGUACUUCACUAAUCGACGCUUCAUUUUGAAAAAUUUUGAACUACUUUUUUGCCGUGGCCGAUCCCAGCAGUGAGGAAAGUUUUUCUGCUUAAAAUUUUCUGUAAACAAAAAAUCAAACAAAUUAUUAUUAUUACAGAUGAAAAUGAUGAAAGGACUAGCCAACAUUUAGAUGUUUGACAAAAUAGCAGCUACCCAAAAGAAGUCGUUUUUUAUGUAAAAUUUACACUUCAGUGUAGCUAAAAAACGUGACAAGUAUCUGAGGUGUGGCAAUUUCAAGCUGAUUGGUCCACCGGUUUCAGAGAAAGUUUUCUCAUCGACUCUGAAGACAGAGUUUCGAGAAAAACGCGCUUAAAGCUGAUUACCAAUGUCCGAAGACGCUCUUACAAAUACAUUAAUAUCUCCGAAAAUACUUGCCACAUCAACUUCAAAUUUUCGGAAAAUAUUCUAAAAUAUGUUUAUAAUAACUUUACCCCUUUAUCGCUUGCAUUAAAUUCGUUGAAUAAAUGUCAAAGAUCAUUACAUUUUAAUAGAAAUUAGUAUUUGAAAAUUACUGCAUUUAUGUAAUGAAACUCAACAGAUUCUAGAAUAUUUUUUUAUACUAUUUUGUAAGAUUUCCGUUCAGCAAAAAGGCUAGAUAUAGUUGACCGCGAGAGAAGCAUGGCUUUUCUAAAUGCGAACUUCUGGACAGUUUUGACUUAUGAUUUCGUGGCAUUUUUGUUUUGAUAUACAUACAUUCAUACAUAUUUAUGUACAUACAUAUUUAAAAAGUUUUAACACACAGCAAAUAUAUUAUUCCAUCUUUUAAAAUUUUAUAUUUUAAAUUAGUUUACAAUCAAAUCUGCCAAAAGAUUUUAUAUAUAAUAUUAUAUUUAUAUAUAGAUAUAUAAUAGUUACGUCUAUUUAUAUAAUAUAUAUAAAUGUGUAUAUAAUAUAUCUAUAUAAAUAUAUACAUAUAUACAUACAUCAAUAUUUUUACACUAUUAGCCCAUUAGGGCUUACAAAGUUCCAUGACGAUCGGUUAUGUGGUGUCUGCUUGAAGGCGUAACAAACAAACUUUCAUUCACAUUUAUAAUAUUAGUAUAUAAUAUUAUUUAGUAUGGAUAAAAACAUUUUAAUGAAAUUCAAAAUUUUUUUGAUAUUCACAAGUGGAUAUAACCGUACAAGUCAUUCUUUGCUGGAUAUCUUUUCAAGUCAUUUUUUCAAAACAUUUCCGUAAGUAUUGCAACCUAUAACAAGCUUGUAGCGAUUAGAGCUGCGCUCGACCUGAAUUCGAAAUUAUAUUUUACCACGCCAAGUUAGGACACACUCCAAAUGUAUUUUUAUCAUAAAAAAAAGUGCUGAUAAAAUCGUUUAGAACUUGAGAAGCUUCCAUAAUUCGAAUUACAAGCUUUUAUUGCUUUCGUAGUAUCCUGACUUUGAAGCGGGUACGUAGUUACUCAGUUCUCUCUUCUUAGGAAAAAAACUCUUGACCAACUAAUACUUUAGAAAACAUAGCAAUACAUACCAUUAUUCGCCUAACUCAAUCAAUAGUAAUAUAUCAUACUUCGUCUCAGAUGAAUUUGAAGACGUAUUGCAGAUAAAUCGUUUUUUAUUUGAUCUUUAUAUUUUUCUUUUCACGAGUCGUCUGAUUGACAGUAGUCAUAUACGAGAGUGUGGUACACAGUAGUAAGUUCCUCUUGCGAUAGUGGCGUAUACGAACGGUGAGACUAAAUGCCGAUCGUGAUUCAAAUAAAUAAGGUUGUGUCGAUUUCCCAAAAAGAACAAUUUGUCAAAAGUUUUGUUUUCAAAUUAUGUAUUAUUGUUUAAUUCUAAAAAAUGUUUUGCACUUGAAACAGAGUGUUUUCGCAACAUCUGGUAUAUUAACUUGGGAAAGCUUAUUUCAAAUGGAAAUUCUUUACUCGGGCUAUCUUAUUUUCAUUUUUUGAAAAGAGUAUACUUUCUGUAUAACAUUUAGAAAAUUUAUACUUAAAUUUCUUAAUCUUUUGGAUGCAGAAACCUUCCACGUAAAUGUACAAUCAUUUUUCAACGCGUACUCCUGCAAAACAACAAUGCCAUCCACGUCUGCAUCUUGCAUUUCGUUUGCAAUGGCACAUUCUUCUUCACAAUACUCGUGAGUUCCAUAUAAAGCUGUAAAAUCCUCUCUAGACUUAAGUGUCAGUUCCAUGUAAAAUAAAAAUAACUAGAACAUGCUGCCACGCGUUACUCCGCCUAUGGUAUACAUUAAAUAUUAUCAUAAUAAAUUAUUCAAUACAGUAAAAAUAUUAUUUACAAAUAAAAACGAAAACUUUAUCGCGCGUAUAAGAAUUCAAUGGAUUGUACAUGGGGUUUAAUUUUAAAAAGCAGUUAUACAAAUGUUUUUCCUUGAAAAAAAUUUUAGUUUUUUUUUGGCAUUUUACUCUAAAUUAUAAUUAUUACUAGCUUUAUCCGCGGCUUUGCUCGCAUUGAAUAUCUAAAAUAAUUAUCAAAAAUAAUUACAUUUUCAUAGAAAUGAAUCAACACGUUGAGUGUAUUUAUGCUUGGCUGAGAGCAUCAGUAUCAUUAUAUACAGACCAAUUCUUACGCAUGAAACUUCGACGGCGCGUGGCCGUGAUUCUUGUCGCCUGCGAUUGUUGUUGCGUUUCAUCGCUCAUCAUGUUUAAUUUUGCUCAGCCUGUCUUUUUAAAAAACUGAAAACUGAUUUAAAUCUGAAGAGGCGUUUCCGCUGCUGUUGUUUUCUCAGCUCUGCGUGAUUUGAAUCUUCUUGAUUUCGUUCAGUGCUAGAUUUUAAAAUUCUUCGACAAACAAGCACAUCUGGCUAAAUAAAUUUUUCAUUAUUCUUUUUUUAUUAAUAAGUAACCUAUGUCUUUCUACUACCUUUAGGAAUACAGAUGUGAACAAAGUAUCAUAAUAAUCAGUUAAGUGGUUUUGGCGUGAAAGCGAACGAACUUACAUUCACAUUUAUAAUUUAGUAUGAAUUAUGUACGAUCUUGCUUGUUUCGUAUCCAUGAUUCAAUUAUAUAAGGUUAUGUCAAUAGCCCAAAAACAUCAAUUUGUCAAAAGUCUUUGAAUCCAUAAUGUCAAAAUCAGCCGUUUUGCUUUGUAUUGUUGUCUAUUUAUGAUUUAAAAAUAAAUUUUUAAAAGAUUUCAACCAAUGAAAAUACGAAAACGAAUAUGUUGUAAAUCACACAAAAUCAUCAAAAUAUAAACAAUAAUAUCAUGAGAAAAGCAAAAACCAGUUUAUUUUGGCAUUGUGGAUUUUUUUUUUUUUUUUUGUAAGACGAAGCACGCUCCGUAGCGACACAACCUUAUAUGUAUAUGUAAUCGAAUCAUGCAUCGUAUCGCUCACAAGCUCAACUCUGUACUUUCGCAGUAAAUAUGCAAAAAGUUUAACUAUUAACCCUUAUGAAAUGAUAAUUAAUUUAAACUUACCAACAUUCUGCUGGAGAUGGUCGUAUAUGACUUUAGAUGCAAUUAACAAAUCAGAUUUUGAAAUAUGUGAGAUUCAAUCUACAUAUGGUUACACGCUUGAAGAUCAGCAUUAUGCCAGCAUAUUUCAUUUGAUAUAUCGCCCCAUGCCCAGUUGAUAGCUUUAUCAAUAAUAUUUUUUAUAAUUGUUAUUAACCAUUGUUCUUACUUGUCCCUCUGUCAUUCCAUAAAAACUUACUCUACUAUUAUUUGUCUGCAAGUUUCACACUUAAGCUGAGUCACGAUAUUAAUCGUAGGCACUAGGAAAUCGCUGGGUGGAAAUAUUUUUGGAACAUACGAAGUUGCAUUUCUAAUUUAAAAUUGUUGUUGCUUUACUCCACAGAGUUUCGCGUUGCACAUCCUUCACUUGGAAAAAUGUUUUGCCCUUUUUGCGUAGUAUACCACAAGUAUCGCAAUUGGAUAUUUUUCAGCUUUAAAUUUAUUUUUAAUUUAAUUAAUUAUUUACUCGUUUAAAUACGCUCUGUUUUCUUUCAAUUAAUAUUAAAAACACAUCAAAUUUUCAAAAGUGUCCAAAGAAAUUUCUUCUGAAAAUUAUGUUCUCUAGUUUAGGAUAGGUUAGCUAGAGGUCGAUCCUAACAAGGAUCUCUCUUGGACAGUUAGAACGCCGGUCCGUUGUGGUACCUACUGUAUAAUGAUCAAUUAUAUAUCGACAAAGCGCUUUGAACCUUUUUCUCAAGAAAAUCACACAAAACCAUGAAAAUCGUGUACAAAUACUUCUAAAAAAUUCAUACCAUAAAAAGUUGUUUCGUCAUUGUGGAUUAGAAAUUUUGUUCGUAAGAGAAAUCACGCUUCGAGUAACACAACCUUAUAUAAUUGAAUCAAGAUACCGAUUAGACCGCCCUCCUAUAAUACAGAGUAACUUCAUAUCCGCUCUUACUACAUACACUCAAACAGUUCUAGUUUGAAAAAUGUCUUGUAUAUUGAAUAGGGAUAUUUCCACUUUAUUCACUUUGAUUUUGUAUACAAUAUAGCUGGCCUUAUUAAGGACCUGCGGCUUAUGUAACCUAAUUAUAGCCCUUCUUCCUCGGUAAUCUCUUCUCUCCUCCUCAAAAGCUCAUUUAAACAUUCAUUGAGCUUUUGAAUGGAGAACUCUAUAGCAAACGCAAGGCAUUUUUUAAAAAUGAAAAAAUUCAAGCGAGAGAAAAAGAAGAGCAGCAAACAGAUAAACGAGACCACAAAUAUACUAUAUCUGGAUUAGCGCGUAUUUAUGUGUGAGUGAGAGGACCUAGAUAAGCAAAUACAUAAAUAAGGCAGAAUAAUUUGGCCAACGCUUGCUAGCUCUAGCUCUCGAUUCGUCCGCAAGUUGAGAACGCCCUAUUGCCUCAGUGCGUUGAAUCCAAGUUGUCUCACAUGAACUCCAAGCUGACUGUCUGCGAGCUUCUGAAAAUUCUUCUAAUUUAACGUAAUUUCUCUUCUUACUGACUGAUGCUAUAGAUUCGAAUAAGACUCAAAAUAAAAAAACGUUAAUAACCAAUAAUCUGGUAAACGUGAAUGGCUUUGACGAAUGGCCAUUUCAAUCAUGCUUUCAUGAUGUAUUUAUUCUUCGUUGCGAAGUUCUCUAAAAACUACAAUACUUGAAGGUCUAUAUUUAUUGAUCUUGCAUUUGGAGGGAUAUCUAUUUCAGCUGUGUGGCUACAUUGUAAAAACAAUAUAGGUGUACUUCUAUAAAUUGGGCCCUCAUAAUUUACUAAAUAAAUAUUUUAAAUGACGUUCUCAGAACUCAAGUUUCAAGGUUUCUUAAAAGUCGAAGACUAUUUUGUUUUGAUUUCAAUAAAUAACAUAUAUGAAUAAGCGAUAAAAAUAUUAAAAAUAAAUAUUGAGUUAAGUAUAAAUAAUAAAAAUAUAAAUACCGACUAAAAAUAGAUUUUCCAUUUGCUUCAGUAGUUAAGUAAAUGAAAAUAAAAAUUAUACUAAGAAAAGUUAAAUCAAAAUUUAAAAUAUUAUAUAUUCUUUUAUUUAAUGAAAACAAUUAUAUGUAUACAGAUAUUGAUAUAAUUUGUGAAGAACAGUAAAAAUUCAGUUAUUUAAACUGUAAACUAAAGCAAAAGCUAAAUAAAAUUUGAAUUUAUUCAAUUCUAAAUGUGAUAUAGGUCGGUUUUCUCAAAUGCUAUAUUACAUAAUAAUAAAUUAUAUUGAUGUUAUAAGUGUUGUUCAUUUCAAAUAUAUAGUAUUUCUUGUAAAAUUGUAUAAUGUUGGAAAUAUUUUACAAUUAUUGUAAUAAGAAAUAUUUUACCUAUACCAUACAUGGUAAUUAAUACCAUAGCAAUUAAAAUGUUAUUUAGACAUUAACUAACAUAAUUAUUAAAAGGUAUCAAUUUAUAAUGUAUACUACAAAACUUGUAAAUAAAGAAAUGCUAUAAUAAACAAAUUUUAGGCUUCAGAAUUUUUACUUAAACUCCAACUAGACAGCUCCAAGUAUAAAUCUAUUUAUUAUACAUAUAGUACAUACUACAUAUAUGAAACUUUUAGGCUAACAUGACUGUUGUAUCACACUACGCAUCACAAAAUAUUAAUGACAUACAACAUUGAAAAAUGUAUUAAAAUAACAUUAAAAGAGUAAUAAAAAAUGUGAUUUGAAGUAUAAACUGAUUUUUUCACUAAAUUGUAGCUUCUAAAUAAAGGCUGGUUUUUUCUGCUUCUCCUAAAUUGUAAACUUUCUUAUUUCUUCACAAAGCAGGAAGUAACCGAGAAAUGUUUCGGAGUGAAGAAGCAGUCAUUGUGACUAGGAAUGCUAUAACUCCGAGAUGCUCAAAAGAGAAGAGAUGCACGAAAAAUACGUGACGUGAUUCUUAUGAAGUAAGUACGGUAUAUAAUGUUUAGCACCCAGCAAGUUCUUGGAGUUUUUCAGGGUGCUGGGAAUUUGGGAAUGCAUGUGAUGGAGGAGAGGGACCUAGACCCUAGGU
Messenger RNA from Bactrocera oleae (olive fruit fly), 15588 nucleotides. RefSeq lists its product as uncharacterized. Gene Ontology annotation, molecular function: GTPase activity; calcium channel regulator activity; GTP binding. NCBI's taxonomy places the organism in Eukaryota, Metazoa, Arthropoda, Insecta, Diptera, Tephritidae. Gene Ontology annotation, cellular component: plasma membrane. The record is from RefSeq and is a predicted model, not a curated record.